CCCCAGCACAGGGCGAGGGGUGAAGCAGAGAUGCUCCUAAAAUCUUGAGAUGGUCUCUGAGGUCAUCCUUGGCAAUACCAGAGCCAGCAGCUCACCAGGGGAAGAGAGAAUGGGCUCGUAGAUCCCACCCAGCUCCUGCCUGGCCCAAGAGGACGGACCGUGACUGGCGGCAGCCGCGAUGAGAGCUCCGGCCCUCGCCUGAUGCCUCCUCCUGUGCUGAUGAAAAUGAUCAACAAGUCUCGAGGGAAGCUCCUCGGGGUGCUGGCAUUGUUUCUGGUGAUGGUUUGGUACUCGCUCUACCGGGAAGACAGGUACAUACGGCUCUUUUAUUUCCCUGUACAAGAAAACAAGACCACGUGUGCCAUGGGGGAGGUGGAGAAGAAAGCGGCGCAGCUGAUCGGGAACUACACAAGGGACCACCCCCUCUUCUUGCAGCUGAAGGACUAUUUUUGGGUGAAGACCCCAUCUCCCUAUGAGCUGCCCUAUGGCACCAAAGGCAGUGAAGAUGUCCUCCUGCGCCUGUUGGCCAUCACCCGCUACUCCCUGCCAGAGAGCAUCCAGAGCCUGAAGUGCCGGAGGUGCGCGGUGGUGGGCAACGGCCACCGGCUCCGCAACAGCUCCAUGGGGGAGACCAUCAACACCUAUGAUGUUGUGAUCAGGUUAAACAACGCCCCAGUCCAUGGCUAUGAGCAGGAUGUGGGCUCCAAGACCACCAUGAGGCUCUUCUACCCCGAGUCUGCCCACUUCAACCCCCAGAUGGAGAACAACCCCGACACCUUGCUGGUCCUGGUGCCCUUCAAGCCCAUGGACUUCCAGUGGAUGGAGGCCAUCCUCAACGACAAGAAGAGGGUUCGGAAGGGCUUUUGGAAGCAGCCCCCACUCAUCUGGGAUGCCAACCCCGAGCGUGUGCGUGUCCUCAACCCUUACUACAUGGAGGUCACUGCUGCUAAACUGCUCAACCUCCCCAUGAAGCAGCCACGGAAGGUCAAACAGAAGCCCACCACAGGGUUGUUGGCCAUCACCUUGGCACUGCAUUUCUGUGACCUGGUGCACAUCGCGGGCUUUGGCUACCCCGACUCUGCCAACAAGAAGCAAACCAUCCACUACUACGAGCAGAUCACACUCAAGUCCAUGGCAGCGUCGGAGCACAACGUCUCGCACGAGGCCGUGGCCAUCAAGAAGAUGCUGGAGCUGGGGCUGGUCAAGAACCUCACCUAUUUCUGAGGGACUCACCAGGACAGCCUCCUCCCCUCUUUGCCCAAGGAGGGGGUCACCUCACC
Molecule: messenger RNA, 1280 nt
Organism: Calypte anna (Anna's hummingbird)
Lineage: Eukaryota; Metazoa; Chordata; Aves; Apodiformes; Trochilidae
Gene: ST3GAL4
Product: ST3 beta-galactoside alpha-2,3-sialyltransferase 4
Exons: 12
Coding region: 202-1224 (340 amino acids)
Biological process (GO): glycolipid biosynthetic process
Molecular function (GO): sialyltransferase activity
Source: RefSeq, a predicted model, not a curated record